Closterium sp. Naga37s-1 is the source of this 561-nucleotide messenger RNA. NCBI's taxonomy places the organism in Eukaryota, Viridiplantae, Streptophyta, Zygnematophyceae, Desmidiales, Closteriaceae. The record is from the annotation of a GenBank genome assembly.
AUGGGUCGUGGAGGUGGUGAGAUUGAGAGCACAGCUGAUGCGGAAUGUUCACUCGAGCUUCGUCCAGCCACCGUGGCCGACUAUGAGCACUACGUUUCCUUCUUUCCGGACCUGUCAAUGCCUCCGUCACUGCUACUGCCUUUCGAUACGUGGCAGCGGGACCUAGCGCCGUCGACGUAUUUCCUCGUGAGCACUGCCGGAGCCAAGGCGCCUGGCGGUGACGCUGAGCUGAAUGGGCCGAGUGACGGGGCCCCUCUUGCGUACGUCUACGUGGAGACGCUGCGAGACUCGGCGUUCAUUCGCCAUAUCGUCGUCCACCGCGAGAAGCGCAGGCAAGGCAUGGGGACGAAGCUGAUGCAAGCUCUAGCGGCGAGGCUGGCAGCAGCAGGGUGCAGGCAGUGGCGCCUCAACGUCUUCCCCUCCAACACCGCCGCCGUCCGCCUCUACUCCCGCCUCGGCCUCUCGCCCGUACAUUCCGGCAGCUGCCUUUUGAUUCUCUGGAAACACUCUUACUGCGUUAUCAGAAGUGCUCUGUUCCGUGUAACGACGAGAAGGCUGUAG